CUUCAACUGAUCCAAAAACUCAGUUUAAUUCGUCUAAUCAAGAGAUACUCUUUAAAAUGAAGCUAUUUGUAGUGAUAGCGCUGUUGGCAUCAGCAUAUUGUGCCCACGCACUUCCAGUUGAAAAUGAGGUCAGAGUCGUUGAAGAUUCCAACGGCAAUCUGCAUCUCGUUAAUCCAGAUCCCUACACGGUCGUGGACGCUGAGUUGGAACCAAGGUUUGUACCAGAAAACGACAUCCGCUUCCUGUUGUUCACCAGAUCGAAUCCCGUCCAUGGUCAAGUUUUGGAAUGGAACAACCCCAGCUCGAUCUUGAGCUCCAACUUCAACGUCAACGACCCUACACGGUUCAUCAUCCACGGCUGGAAUGGUGAUCAUACAUCCGGCUUGAACGCCAACAUCCGCCAGAACUUCUUCGCAAGAGGCGAAUUCAACAUGAUCACCGUAGACUGGGGAGUCGGUGCAGGAACUAUCAACUAUUUGACCGCUCGUAAUCGCGUCGCUUCGGUUGGAGAGAUCGUUGCCCGCAUGGUAGACACCUUAGUCGCAACCACCGGAGUGUCCUAUAACAGCAUCAAUUUGAUCGGUCACAGUUUAGGAGCUCAUGCGGCCGGAAAUGCUGGUCGAAUGGUGGCAAGUCCACUCAAUACCAUCAUCGGAUUGGAUGCCGCUGGCGUAUCAUUCAGUCUCUCGGAUAACGACAUCCUUUCCCCGAACGACGCCCAAUACGUCGAAGUUAUGUACACUGCAGCCGGAUCCUUAGGCUUUGAUCUACCCCUAGGUCAUUCCAAUUUCUUCCCCAAUGGUGGACGUUCGCAGCCAGGUUGUGGUAUCGAUCUUUCCGGUUCCUGUGCUCAUUCUCGAGCUCAUCAGCUAUACGCCGAAUCCAUCUCCACCACUAUUGGAUUCCGAUCGACUCGAUGUGCCUCGCUGGAUGAAAUCAACGGUGGAGCGUGUACUCCAAGUGGACCCGAUGCCCUGAUGGGUGGAGAACCUUCGAACCGUGGCUUAGGAGUUGAAGGCGUCUUCCGGUUGACCACCAAUGCCAAUGAACCGCGUGCUCAAGGUUGAAUCGGUUUUUAGUAAUGGGUUUAUAGUGCUCGUACAAUAAAAAGACUGCUUAAGUGUAAAGAUUUUAAAAGGUUAGCUGCUUUGUUUAAAGAAUAAAAAAAACAUUAACUUAAGUGCUCAUUGAA
Uranotaenia lowii is the source of this 1192-nucleotide messenger RNA. RefSeq names its product inactive pancreatic lipase-related protein 1-like. The record is from RefSeq and is a predicted model, not a curated record. Gene Ontology annotation, biological process: lipid metabolic process. Gene Ontology annotation, molecular function: lipase activity. Lineage: Eukaryota; Metazoa; Arthropoda; Insecta; Diptera; Culicidae. The transcript is spliced from 2 exons. The coding region runs from base 57 to 1067 and encodes 336 amino acids.